Perca flavescens (yellow perch) is the source of this 1956-nucleotide messenger RNA. RefSeq names its product cysteinyl leukotriene receptor 1 (gene cysltr1). The record is from RefSeq and is a predicted model, not a curated record. Gene Ontology annotation, cellular component: plasma membrane. Bases 642 to 1667 code for a protein of 341 amino acids. Gene Ontology annotation, biological process: G protein-coupled receptor signaling pathway. NCBI's taxonomy places the organism in Eukaryota, Metazoa, Chordata, Actinopteri, Perciformes, Percidae. The transcript is spliced from 3 exons. Gene Ontology annotation, molecular function: leukotriene receptor activity.
UCCAGUGCAGCAGCACGAGGCUGUCUGUGAGAGCCAGCCGGCCCAGGAGCACAGUGGAGGGCUUGGUGGAGAUGUGAGGGGAGCGCAGCAGCAACAGGGCCCGCAAGCUGAACAGACAGCCCACCAGCAGGGGAAGGCCUGCUGUGUGGGGGAACAACAGCACCGUCACCAGCUUCAGCAGUAAGAAGAAACGCAGCCAUCCUCUAGAGGCCGAGAGCACUCCCUCUGUGGUGGAACCAGGCCAGCACCAAGAGCUCAUCUCCCAGACUGUCUUUGGUUUGAUCUGCAGAGAGUUCAACACGUGGAGUUCUUUUUCCAUUUACUGUAAAUGUGUGGCUGCAUGGUCGAUUAUGUCAUUGGGCUUGAUGCUGUUGAGCUGCACAGAAGACGAGACAGGCCAGUCCUACUUUGAAAAGCUUUCUAACAACUGAGGCUGUAAGGAAGCAGCCACUUGCUGCAGCGUCCUCCACCCACUGCUGCUACGACAUCUGGCAGACGAGGCAGAGAGGCGGAGAGGCGGAGGAGACACACACUGAAAACGCACUGCUGUUGUUCACAUCAAUCAGGAGAGAAGACCAACAGACUGCACCGCUCUGUAACCAGACCAGGAACUCAGCGCUAAGCUGCAGGUGUGGCCACAAAUGGAGUACAUGAAUCUGACACGCAGCAACUCUGACUGUUCCUCCAUUGAUGACUUCCGUAACCAGGUUUACUCCACAGCCUACUCCCUCAUCACUGUGUUUGGCCUGGUUGGGAACGGUUUGGCCCUGGUGGUGCUGAUCAGAACAUACCGCCAGAGCUCGCCCUUCCAUGUCUACAUGCUGAACCUGGCUGUGUCUGACCUACUGUGUGUCAUGACGCUGCCACUGAGAGUUAUAUACUAUGUGAAAAAGGGCCAGUGGGACCAGGGCGAUUUCCUGUGUCGCAUAAGCUCCUACGCCCUCUAUGUAAACCUCUACUGCAGCAUUUACUUCAUGGCUGCCAUGUCCAUCACACGUUUCUUGGCCAUUGUCUUCCCUGUGCAGAACCUGCGGCUGGUCACAGAAAGCCGUGCUCGCCUGGUGUGUGUGGGUGUCUGGGUGUUUACCUGUCUUUCAUCCUCACCCUUCCUGAUGUCUGGCCAGCAUUUUGACUCCGUCACAAAUAAAACCAAGUGCUUUGAGCCUCCACAAGGUGACGGUGUGCAGAAACUAGUCGUGCUGAACUAUUUGUCUCUGGUGGUGGGCUUUGCCCUGCCCUUCCUGGUCAUCCUGCUCUGCUACGCUGGCAUAGUCCGGGCCCUGCUGUCCCGCACCAAUGCUGCCCGCCGCCAGCGGGGCACAGGCACCAGAGCCAUCCGAAUGAUCGUCAUCGUCCUGCUGACCUUCCUGGUCAGUUUCAUGCCGUACCACGUGCAGCGCACCAUCCACCUACACUUCCUGUCCCGGACUGACAGCAACUGCUCUGAGAAGAUUGCCAUGCAGAAGUCCGUUGUGGUGACGCUGAGCCUGGCUGCUGCCAAUUCAUGCUUUGAUCCACUGCUUUAUUUUUUCUCUGGAGAGGGUUUCCGCAGUCGCUUGUCCUCCCUGCGCCAGUCAAUGAAGGGCAGCGCCAUGUACCGUAUAACCAAGAUGAAGUCGGCCACAGAGCCAGAGUCCGGGGAAAACCACCAGCCGAGGGCCAGUUAAUUUACACCAUCAAACAAGCAGCUUGUGAUACGUUUAGAGAGCUUAGCUUAGCUUAUGAAAGGCAGAAAAAAGCAAAUAAAUAUAUAAUAAGCUAAUUAGGGCCAGUUAACUGCGCUGGCCGGUAAGUGCUCUCUUCACAACAAUGGGUUUUCUUCCAAAGAUUUCCUCAAAAGGUGAUCUGCUGUAAGGAGGAGUGUAGCAUCAUUACUUCUAAUUAGGGCUGGCCAAUAUAUCGAUAUCACAUCGACAUCAAUGUAUUAGACUAGAUAUUGUCUUAAAUUUUGGAUUU